AUGUCAUCGAUUCCAAUAACACAACUAGCAACUGAUAUGACUAUAUCAUCGAAACAAAAAAUAAAUUCAUCUGAAAUUUCAAUACAAGAUUGCACAUCUCAAUUUGAUUUAAAAAAACUUCGAGAUGCUUUUGUUAAUUGUGUUCAAUCAGAUCAUACGCUUCUUCUUCAGGAAUAUAUUCGUGCUUAUGAAGAAUUAUGUCUUUUUGUUUCUUCUCUUGGUACUGUUUUUGAAUGGAUUACAAAAGAUUUAUCAAAUAAAUUACUUGUUCUUAAAGAACAUCAACGUCUUGAUCCAAUUAAUUAUAAAUCUAUUCAAUCAAUGAUUUCAUAUGAAAUCGCAUCAGGACGAAUUCAAACAAAAGAUACAUCAUUAUUUAUUCAACCUGGAAAACCAUUACAAAAUGGAUGUCGAACAUUAUUAAGAUUACAUCGUGCAUUAGCUUUUAUUUCUUGUUUUUUAAGUGAAAUGCGUAAUGCAUCCGAUGAUGCUAGUUCAGCAUCUAUUGCAUGUAAUGCAUAUUCACAUACACUUGGACGUUUUCAUUCAUGGCCCGUUAGAUAUACAAUUCAUACUGCUAUUAAAUUAACAGUACCAAAUCGUCAAGAUCUUAUUAAGAAAUUUGUUAGUAAUCGAAGUGCUGAAGAAAUUGAUGUAUUCUCCGGUGAAAUAGUACAGUCAUGUAAUACAAUUGAACAUACAACACAGAAACUUUUUAGAAGUCAUCAUUUAACAAAACUACCAUAA
This is a messenger RNA of Adineta steineri, 747 nucleotides long. Lineage: Eukaryota; Metazoa; Rotifera; Eurotatoria; Adinetida; Adinetidae. The record is from the annotation of a GenBank genome assembly.